CAGGAGUAUAUCUACUGUGCAAUUCAUCUUCUCGUCACAAUCGAGGAAAGACCAGCAAGACAGAGGCAACAUGAAGAUGCAGAUGUUGGUGUUGUUGGCCGUAGCAGCCAGUCUGUCCGAGGGACGGAUAUUCUCCAAAUGUGAGCUGAAGAGCUUAUUGGAGGAGGCGGCCCUCAAAUUCAACCUGACUGCGAAAGCCAAAGUGAAGAACCUGACAAGCAAGGAUUUUGUGGCUAAAAUCGUCUGCCACGUGGAGAAGGCCACAGGGUUCAACAGCAGUUUUGUGACUGCUUGGAGGGAUGACGACGGCCCUGAUGUCCUCCCAACCCGCCCUGCUAAAGUGAAUGACCGCCAUCGCCCCGAGCCCCCUCAUAGGAGGGGGAAGAGACACGCCGGGGAUGAUGUCCACCCUAACCACCCUAACCACACUGCUAACAAUGACAACCAUCCUACCCAUCCUACCCACCCUAACCACCCUAACCAUCCUACCCACCCUAACCACCCUACCCCUCCUACCCAUCCUACCCUUCCUAGACGCCCUGAGCAGCCUCCUAAGAGGGGUAAGAGACACGCUGGGAAUCACUUCACCUCAGGAGAAGACUCCAGCGAAGAAGAGACCAUGGGAUCCCUCUACGGCUUGUUCCAGCUGAGCGAUCGUGUGAUUUGUUCCUCGGGCUCCACUCCAUCUCUGAACCUUUGCCAGAUGAACUGCAGUGCUUUGAUUGACGACAACAUAAGUGAUGACUUAACCUGUGUGGAGACGAUCAAACGGACAAUGGAAAUUGGCCCCGGUCAACAAACAAAGGCUCUAAAGAGAAUGAUCAAGCUGCUCUUCCAGAAGGAGUGUGACAUGACGGUCGCCUCUAGCUACUUUUCCAAGUGUUGAGAAGCCAUGUUAGACGACAAUCCCCCAAUUACAAAAGAUCCGAAUUGGGCUGCCCCCCCCGUGUAAACGCAGCCGUGGUGUGUAACAUGUAUAUCUCACCAGCUUCAUGUUCACAAAGUACAGCGGAAUAGAAUGUAGCGUGUAGAAAGAAUAAACAUGGACAUUACAUUGA
Molecule: messenger RNA, 1058 nt
Organism: Coregonus clupeaformis (lake whitefish)
Lineage: Eukaryota; Metazoa; Chordata; Actinopteri; Salmoniformes; Salmonidae
Exons: 5
Coding region: 71-886 (271 amino acids)
Source: RefSeq, a predicted model, not a curated record